This is a messenger RNA of Filobasidium floriforme, 2165 nucleotides long. RefSeq names its product putative serine/threonine-protein kinase. Gene Ontology annotation, biological process: protein phosphorylation. NCBI's taxonomy places the organism in Eukaryota, Fungi, Basidiomycota, Tremellomycetes, Filobasidiales, Filobasidiaceae. Gene Ontology annotation, molecular function: protein kinase activity; ATP binding. The transcript is spliced from 11 exons. The coding region runs from base 147 to 2105 and encodes 652 amino acids. The record is from RefSeq and is a predicted model, not a curated record.
CUUAUAAAUCGAAAUCCCUGCACUUGAACGCCUCGUGCAAGAAUCGCCCUGCUUCUCGAUCGCUCGUUUUUCGUCAAAUCACAACUUCCAGCCCUCAUCGAUUCGGCCAGUCCGAGUCAUCCGUCGAAGCAACCAGAUCGCCCAAGAUGCCUGGUGGAGGAGUAGUCAUUGACGCAUUCAAGAACCUUAUUCGUCACGGCAAGAACGCCCAACCAUCUUCCGCCCCUGCUCCUGCUCAACCUACCAACGCCUCGACGUCAGGUCAUCACUCUCGUCAACAACAAGAAUACGCUCAGGCUCAGCAUCAGCAAGCACAGCAGCAACAACAGGCGGGAUACGGAGGCGGCGGUGUGCAAGGGUACAGCGGACAGAACCGACAACAAGCUCAAGCUAUGAACGACAAUCUGCAAGCUCCCUCGCACCAAGGGAGUCAGCAGCACAGCCAGGUACCUCUCGCAUCACCCGACUACCAACGGGAGGCUCAGCAGAUUGUUAGGGAGGAAAGGGAACAGAGGGAGAAGAUGCCCAAUUACCCCGGUUUGGAAGGUUUCAAGCUCGUCGAGAAAAUGGGAGACGGUGCCUUCUCUAAUGUAUACAAAGCCAUCGACAGGACCAGUGGGCAGAAGGUUGCCGUCAAGGUCGUCAGGAAGUACGAGCUCAACGCCACUCAAUCCGGCAACAAGCACUUGAACCCCAACUUCAAGAAGAGGCCCAGAGUUACGGAGCGCGCCAACAUUCUCAAAGAGGUCCAAAUUAUGCGAGGGACGAACCACCCGAACAUCAUCAAGUUGAUCAGCUUUAGCGAGAGCGACGAGCACUACUUCUUGGUCCUCGAGCUAAUGGAGGGAGGAGAGCUCUUCCAUCAAAUCGUCAAGUUGACCUAUUUCAGCGAAGAACUUUCGAGACACGUCAUCAUGCAGGUGGCUGACGGUAUUCGGUACCUUCACGAGGUACGAGGAGUGGUUCAUCGUGACAUCAAGCCCGAGAACUUGCUCUUCGAGCGAAUUCCCAUCGUCCCGUCAAAGCACCCCAUCCAGCGACCUUACGAUGAGGAGAAAGAGGACGAGGGUCAAUUCGUUCACGGUCGAGGCGGUGGUGGAAUUGGACUCGUCAAGAUUGCCGACUUCGGUCUCUCCAAGAUCGUCUGGGACGAAGUUACUCAAACUCCUUGUGGUACUGUCGGAUACACUGCGCCUGAAAUCGUCAAGGAUGAGAGGUACUCGAAAUCGGUCGACAUGUGGGCUCUCGGAUGUGUCCUUUAUACUUUGCUCUGUGGUUUCCCUCCCUUCUACGACGAGAGUAUCAGCGUCUUGACCGAAAAGGUAGCUCGCGGUUACUACACCUUCCUGAGCCCUUGGUGGGACGAUAUCUCGCAUUCGGCCAAGGAUCUCAUCACCCACUUGCUUUGCGUCGACCCGAACCAGCGUUACACUAUCGAUGAGUUCCUAGCUCACCCUUGGUGCAACGAGAAGCCUACCGGAGCCGGUACCGCUCCUCCCAGAUCGCACCCGCCCACCACCGCUUCGAACAUUCCUAUCGACUCGCCUCUACUUGCUUCUGUUCGUGCUGGUAACCGUGAGGGACGAUCUCCCGGUGUAAGCGCAUUGAAGGAAGCAUUCGAUGUCACCUAUGCCGUACACCGAAUGGAGGAGGAAGGCGGACACAGGCGGGGUGUCGGGGCCAACGUGCCCGGAGGAGCCGGACGAGGGUUCAUGCAAGAACUCAACGAGGAGGACGAGGAUGUGGACGAAGACGCCCAGAUCGAGCACGCUCGAAGGAAGCAUGGCGAAGUAGUGGCUAAAACGAUCAACGAACACCGAGAACGCGCCAAGGCCCAGGCGGCGUCUGGAGUCAACGCGGCACCGUCAUCGAAACACUACCAGGGACGUGGUGGAGCAGAUCGACGACAAGCCGAAGCGGCUCUUUACGAUGGGCGUGCCGGUCAGCGAGACCGUGGUCGGGGCAGUGGAGGCAACAAGGCAACCUUUGACCUCAAUAUGGAUGCAGCGACUCUGCUCGGUCGAAGGAAGAAGCCUAUCGGAGAGUCUCCAUUGGCCAAGCAGGUGGUGACUCACAGCACUCCCGCUAGUCCCAUGCACUACUAAGCGGCGCCACGACCUUCCAUACACACACCCUUCUCGUUGGGCAACAUCAUCCUUUUUUCA